Paramecium pentaurelia is the source of this 1423-nucleotide messenger RNA. The record is from the annotation of a GenBank genome assembly. Lineage: Eukaryota; Ciliophora; Oligohymenophorea; Peniculida; Parameciidae.
AUGAAUCACUAAAAGGAGAGUGAAAAUGAUGAUGUAAUUACAUUAUCAUUUAAUGUAGUCUGAUAGAAGUCAAUAAAGUUAAUCAAUUUAACAGAAAAAUAAUGAAAGAAAAUUAAGAAAAAUCUAAAAGUUAUAAUCUCUAAUCAAUAAACCAUUUUAUUAAUUGACUUAGUAAGAAAUUAAUAAAAGAAGAAUACUAUCAAGAGUAUCUGAUCUUAUUAUUAAAACAACUAAUGCACCUUAAUUUCUAUAACCAAUUAAUUAAUAGUUUAACAGUGAUCAUAAAUUUUUACUUAACAUUAAUCAUCUUUAAAAUACAUCAAUAUCUAAAAUAACUUCAAAUAUAACAGAUUCUGAAAAAGAUUAUGUAGAUUAUUUGAUGAUAAAAAAGUGUAAUCUAAUAUAUAUAUAAAAUUAAUAGAAAAGUAACAAGAUUAAAUCAGAAAAUAGAUGACAAUAAAAUAAAACUUAAAAGAAAAUUAUGAUUAAUUAUGGUAAUAACAAGAAGAUUUAUCAGAUAAAGAAAUAUAAGAUAAUUUUAAUGUUAGUAAAGCAUUGAAUAUAGUACAUAAAAGUGAAGUAUAGAAGGAGUUAUUAAAAUCAGAUGAAAGAACUUAAUUUGGUAAGAACUCCACCUCUGUAUAAAACAACUCAAAUUUGUAAUCUUUAACUAAUUCUAGAUUAAUUUUAAUGUAAGAUCAAGAUAUUAAUGAAACUGAAGUAAAUUUCAAUUUUAAUUUAGUAUAGAGAAUAAUAGGCUAGAAGAACACUUAAAAAGAUGAAAACAAAAAAAGUUAUAAAUAUUGUUUAGAAAGCUACUAAAAAAAUUUAUAAUAAAAAAGAAGAAUAAAUUUAAAAGGAAUUAAUUAUGCAUUAAGUUUAUAAAUAAAUGAAUAAAGAUAAUAAAAAGGAGAGUAUUAAAUCUAUAGAUAGUGUUUUUAGAAAUUGUAAAAAAUUUGUUAUUAAUUUAUUAGCUCAAAGUGAAUAAACAUUUUUAUAAUCCUAAAAUCAUUAAAAAUUGAUUACAAAUAAAAUACUAAGUGAAAAAACAUUUUUUUAACCAAAGAAAUUAAGUGAAAUUAAACCAAUAUAGAGUAGAGUUUAAUUGAGUCAUAUUAUAUAGAAAUAAGACUCCAGAAUUGAUGAUACACCUCCUAAAUUUCAAAGUAGAAAAAUAAGUCUCAUUAAUGAUAAAAUUACUAAUUUAGUAUCACAGAUUGAUUUAAUUUAAUAAAAAGAAAUUGAUUAAUUAACCUUUAUAAAAUAACUAGAAAAUGAGCAAGAUCUAUAUCAAACUUAUAGGUAAUCCCUUUAGCCAGAUUAAAUUUAAGAUACAUUAAAAUCACUUUUGGGUCCAAGUAACAAUAAUUAUCGAAAACCUUUUAGGUUUAGUAAUAAGAAAUUCUUUAAUUAAGUUUUAUGA